GCAACGGAGCCUCCGUCGCUGAUCUCGCACGCGAUAACGGUGCCAUCAACGGUUCAUUGAACGGGGUCCACAGCGAAGGCGUGGCCCACAUUGCUCUGAGCGAUUCUCCAACAGAGAAAGGUGCCUCUGUUUCUCGGAUCAACUACAUCCCACGCUCAAGGUGGCCAAAAGGAAUCCCUCCUGUAAUGGGCGCGCAUCUAAUGCCUUCUGGCGAGGUUGCUCCUGUGUCUACUUCGAAAGGUGCUGGGCUUGGCGGAAUUCCACACAAGUUCUUCUACCCCGAUGAGAAGGACGACUAUGCAGUGCUCCAGUUUGGGAGCCCAGCAGCAGUCGGAUCAGGCUUGGCCACAUACGUGCAGGAGGCCUCAGCAGCAGCGAUCAAGGAGAGGGGAGCUUUCACACUGGUCCUCUCAGGUGGCUCGCUGUUCAAGGCGCUAUCACCACUGAUCGGCCUUCCGGGGCUUGAUCUUUCCAAAUGGCAUGUAUUCUUCGUGGAUGAGAGGAACGUGCCUCACUCCUCGUCAGACUCCAACUUCAAGGGCGCUGAUGAGGUUCUUCUGAGCAAGGUGGCAAUCCCGAGGGAGCAGAUAUACGCCAUCAAGGAGCACCUGACAGUAAACGAGGCGGCCACAGAGUAUGCAGGACAGCUGCUGCGCUUGGACGAGAAAGUCCUGCCACGCAAUCCAGAAGGGCUGCCGGUGUUUGAUAUGAUCCUGUUGGGCUUGGGCCCGGAUGGCCACGUGGCAUCUCUAUUCCCCAACCGCUCGCAGAUUGCCGCGACCGAUUCGUGGGUCCUCCCUGUGGAAAACUCGCCCAAGCCGCCGCCCGAGCGCAUCACCUUCUCCCUCCCAGUCAUCAACAGUGCGAAGCAGAUCGGCAUUGUGGCGGCGGGAGAGGGCAAGGCAGAGAUCGUGCAGAGGGUCUUGGAGGUGCAGUCGCUGCCCGGCGCCCUGCCCGCGCAGCUGGUGCAGCCCACAGCGGGCAGCGUCACAUGGUUCCUGGACGUGGCGUCCGCGCAGAACCUGGCCAUGCACAAGUGGGAGUCCACCAAGAGCUUCCCUCGUAGCUCCUGAGAGCUCGCGCCAUGAUGCGCACGCUAUCGCAUGCUAUGCACAAUCGCUUUCUUGAUCUGCUGAGCCACAAUAACCAAAUUGCUUUCUUGACCUGCUGGGCGACAAUAACAAAGGUGUUUCGGGGCAAGUUGUCUUGCAAAGGGAUGGGCCAGGGGAAUGCACAGUGGACAAAUCUUUCUGGCGUGAUAGGUUUGUGCGAGAGAAGUUCAUGAAUUAUGGGUGUGGGCUCUUGAGCUCUUGCAUCAUGAGUAUUACAUCUUGGUUGGUGUUGAGGGCCUCCUGCUGAGAUUUUAAAAAUAUUCCAGACUGGACAAGCAAGUCAGUAACAAAGCCUGUGCUCAUCACCAUAAGGAUCAUGGCAUUCUGUGGUCAGCGUGAAACUAUGACAGACCAAUUUGGGCACAUUGAUGCGGUAUUAGCAAGCCCAGCCGACGAGCUGAACGAGACACCAGUUUUGCAGGACAAUAUUUGACAGGGACAUGAUUGUAAGGUUUCCUGCAUUGACACUACAGAGCAAGACACAGAAAAGUCCAUUGGGUGUUGAGUCUUGGUAUACUCUGUGUUGGACUUGCUGGGUGCUAUAUAGCUAUAUAGCUAUAUUUAUAAAACUAUCAUUUAGC
This is a messenger RNA of Coccomyxa subellipsoidea C-169, 1693 nucleotides long. RefSeq names its product 6-phosphogluconolactonase-like protein. Bases 186 to 1073 code for a protein of 295 amino acids. Gene Ontology annotation, molecular function: 6-phosphogluconolactonase activity. The record is from RefSeq and is a predicted model, not a curated record. The transcript is spliced from 7 exons. Gene Ontology annotation, biological process: carbohydrate metabolic process; pentose-phosphate shunt. NCBI's taxonomy places the organism in Eukaryota, Viridiplantae, Chlorophyta, Trebouxiophyceae, Coccomyxaceae.